Oreochromis aureus is the source of this 840-nucleotide messenger RNA. RefSeq names its product Golgi-associated plant pathogenesis-related protein 1-like. Bases 126 to 581 code for a protein of 151 amino acids. The transcript has 6 exons. NCBI's taxonomy places the organism in Eukaryota, Metazoa, Chordata, Actinopteri, Cichliformes, Cichlidae. The record is from RefSeq and is a predicted model, not a curated record. Gene Ontology annotation, cellular component: extracellular region.
AAAAGAGGAAGGAGGAUAAUGCACAUAAAAACCAGCUACACAUUACUAAGUUGAACUGUGUGUUCACGGAACUUUCCUCCACACAUCAGGAAAACUCUGAACCAGGUUGCAAAACACCAAAUACGAUGGCAGAUGAGAGCUUUAAAAAGGAGUUUCUUGAUACCCACAAUGCCUAUAGGGCACAGCAUGGUGCACCACCACUGACCUUUAAUACUGAGCUGAAUGACGCAGCUCAAAAUUGGGCCAAUCAAAUGCUGGCAAAAAAGAAACCUGGCCACAGUGACACCGACGAUGGAGAGAACGUCUACUAUGCAUGGAGCUCUGAAACCAAGACGCUUACAGGAAAAGAAGCUGUGGAUUCAUGGUACAGUGAGAUCAAGGAUUAUGACUUCAAAAAGUCUGGACAUCAACCCAAGACUGGUCAUUUUACUCAGGUGGUGUGGAAAAGCAGCACUGAACUGGGUGUGGGCAUAGCCACUGAUGGCAAUACGGUCUUUGUGGUUGGGCAGUACCGCCCAGCUGGCAACAUUACCAAUGCAGGAUACUAUCAGAAAAAUGUCCUCCCAAAAGGAACAGCGUAAAACUUUCCCAGUGGCAGAGAGGGAGCUGCAGCAGACAACAGACCUCAGUGCCCAGAGAAAAUGACCUGCACCGUAUUGGACCCAUCACAUGUGGUUUCCUUAAAUGUUCCGAGAUUAAACAGCAAAAAAUACGCCUAUCACAUCAAACACUAUUUUACACAACUGUCUAGUCAAAUAGUGAAUAAUUUUUGAGUAAUGUUUCAAUGAUUUGAGUGCAGUACAAAUAAAAACAAAAGUCAUUGUGCUUGUUGUCCCCACA